Molecule: messenger RNA, 180 nt
Organism: Penicillium samsonianum
Lineage: Eukaryota; Fungi; Ascomycota; Eurotiomycetes; Eurotiales; Aspergillaceae
Exons: 1
Coding region: 1-180 (59 amino acids)
Source: RefSeq, a predicted model, not a curated record
AUGUCUAGUCCUUCACGGUGGCUGUUGUCUCGUCGCUUUGACGAGGCUGAGGGUCUCUCCCAAGAAGCGUUGGGUCAAAUCAGGGUUGAUCAUCCGGAGAAGAACGGGGUUCGUUCAAAGCGCAGCCCAGUUUGUAGCUUGGUUUGCUCAAAGCCGGGUAGCGGGUCGAUAAACCGCUGA